AUGGUAGCUCAGAUAUAUGUGGAUGACAUUAUCUUUGGCGGGAUGUCAGACGAGAUGGACCAAAAUUUUGUCAUGCAGAUGCAAUCUGAGUUUGAGAUGAGCUUUGUUGGUGAACUAACCUACUUUCUUAGGUUACAAAUCAAGCGUAUGGAAGACUCUAUUUUUAUUUGUCAAGAAAAAUAUGCUAAGAGUAUUGUGAAGAAGUUUGGAUUGGAGAAUGUCAGCCACAAACUAACUCCGGCUCCUACACACUUCAAGCUAACCAGGGAUGAAAAAGGGGUUGGUAUUGAUCAAAGUCUGCAUAGAAGUAUGAUUGGUAGCCUCCUCUACCUUACUGCAAGCAGACCAGACAUUACUUUUGCUAUUGGAGUAUGUGCUAGGUAUCAAGAAGAACCUAAAGUGAUUCAUCUCAAUCAAGUCAAAAGGAUUCUGAAGUAUGUGAAUGAUAGGUACAACUAUGGGAUAUUGUACUCACAUAGCUCAAACACUAAGUUAUUGGGUUAUUGUGAUGCUGAUUGGGAUGGAAGUGUUGAUGAGAGAAAGAGUACCUCUGGUGGAUGUUACUUUCUAGGAAACAAUUUCAUGUUAUGGUUCAGCAAGAAGCAUAAUUGUGUAUGGCUUUCCACAUCUGAAGCUGAGUAUAUAGCAGCGGGUAGCAGUUUCUCUUAA
Molecule: messenger RNA, 669 nt
Organism: Vicia villosa (hairy vetch)
Lineage: Eukaryota; Viridiplantae; Streptophyta; Magnoliopsida; Fabales; Fabaceae
Product: secreted RxLR effector protein 161-like
Exons: 1
Coding region: 1-669 (222 amino acids)
Source: RefSeq, a predicted model, not a curated record